AUGCCAGCCUGCUCGUCCCGCGCCGCUGCCGCCCUCGCCUCCGCCGCACCCGCCGCAUUGGCGGGCGACGAACACAGCGCGUGCGCGGCGGAGCUGCUGCGGUUCCUGGAGGAGGAGGUGAGGGAUGCGCUGGUGAGGGAGAGGGCGCGUCUCAUGGACCACCUCACAGCGCUGCCCUUCCUCAAGCCCUUCCCCAGCCACGCCAACUUCAUUCCCUGCGCCCUGCACAACACCCACUGGACUGCCAAGCAGCUCAAGGAGGAGCUGGCAGGGCGGGGCAUCAUGGCGCGGCACUACAGCCAGCCCAACCUCUGCAGCUACAUUCGCAUCAGCGUCAGCAAGCCUGAGCACACAGAUGCACUGUAG
Messenger RNA from Closterium sp. Yama58-4, 366 nucleotides. NCBI's taxonomy places the organism in Eukaryota, Viridiplantae, Streptophyta, Zygnematophyceae, Desmidiales, Closteriaceae. The record is from the annotation of a GenBank genome assembly.